UUGCCUUUUUUCCCCCCCUCCGCCCCAUCAGCCAAGCUAGAUAUUAAUUAUAGAUUGGGUUUCUAAUGAGUGGGAUUUACCUCUCCUGUCAAAUCGGGAAGGGGAAGGGAUCUGUUCCCUCCAAAAAAGAAUAAAAGUCAGCACCUCCUUGCCUCUCUCUCCUCCUCCUCCUCCUCUUCUCCCCCCUCUUCUGCCUCCCCUCCUGUAGAUUUAUUUCACCUCGGAGAGUAAACAGAUCUAGUCCAAGCCCAAAGGGUUGAUGGGUAGUGUAUUUACAAAGGGAAGGAGGAAAAAAAAGAGAAAGACCCCCCUCUUCUUUGGCAUCCACCUCUUCCUCUUCUUCCUCCUCCUCCCCCAAAGCCAUCCCCAUUAAUGAGAGCGAUCAUUAAGUGAGUCGCUGCCUUUCCAGAGUUCAGCCACUAAAAAGACUUCUCAGCGAUUUAAUUGAAAGCCACCAAGCCGGCUUUCCACGCAUGUCCCCCUUGUAAGGAAGUGUGGGGAGAGCAGAGGGGGAAAGGAAGGGAGGGAGGGAGGGGGCCUUGGCUUGCUCUCCUUCUCCUUCUUCUCCUCCUCCUCGCCCCUUUUCACACUCCCCCCUUCCCAUCUCAGCCUCUCCUCCUCUUCCUCCUCCUCCUCCUCUUCAGCCCCCCCCCCCAUGUAAAUUUCACCAUCGCUUUCCGUGAUGUCAUUUUGAAAAGGGACGGACAAUAGGCUGGGCUUUUGAAAGGGGGGGACCAAAAAAAACCACAACAACAACAACAACAACAACAAGAAAAUGAGUUCCGAGGCAAACUGCUGAGUCAAAAGUGGACCCGCGGAGAAAAGAUCAGCAGUUGCGAGACAGCAAAAAGCCUCCACAGCAGGCACAUCAAGAUGAGUUUAGAGAAUGACGACAAGCGAGCACGCACACGAUCAAAGGCAAUCAGAGUACCUACAGAACUCAUCGGUCAGGAGGUGAGCUGCCCUACUCCAGGAUGCAACGGAUCAGGACACAUCCGGGGAAAGUAUGCAAGACAUAGGAGUUUACAAAGUUGCCCACUUGCGAAGAAGAGGAAGCUUGAACAUGCAGACGCAGACCAUCCAGCAUCCAAAAGGAAAUCCCACCCCCUUAAAAUAGCCCUGGACGAAGGCUACAACGUGGACAGCGAUGGAAGUGACGAGGCUGGGGUGAAAGAGGACUCUGUGACGGAUGAUUCGGAAGGCACCCUGGAGGAGGAAGAGGCUGAGACGAUAGACCAAGAGGAGGCCUACAGCAGCCCUCUGCCACAAGAAGACCAAGUCGAAGAAGAAAAUCUGGCAGCCAAGGAAGAGAGAUCUGAAAGCGAAGGACAGGUCUCCAGUGUUAGCGAAAAGGUGGAUUCGCUUCAUGAAGGGGCAACAGAGGAGGAAGAAGAAGAGGAGGAGGAGGAGGAAGAAGAGGAAGAAGCAGGGGAAGAGGAAUGCGAGAAGGAGAUCAUCAUUCAGACAGAAGAUGCCGAGGAAGUCAUUGAGCUGACCAGUGAACGGAGCAGUGAUUUGUGCCUGGAACAUCGAGAUGAUGAAGUGAGCUGUGAGGAAUCAUUAAAACUGCAAAAAGAGGAGGAGGAGGAGGAGGAGGAAGAUGAAGAUGAAGAGGAGGAAGAAGAGGAGGAAGAGGAACAUGAAGAGGAACAUGAAGAAGAGGAGGAGGAAGAGGAGGAGGAGGAAGAUUAUGAAGAUGAGGAGGACGAAGAGGAGGAGGAGGAAAGUGCAACUGAAAUGGUAUCUGAAGAAGUUCCUCACACAUCUCAGGACUCCCCCAAAAUGCACUGUGAAGGACCGACGGUCAGUCCCAAGCCAGAGUAUUCUGUAAUUGUGGAAGUGAGGUCAGACGACGACAAGGACGAUGAUUCUCACUCCCAGAAAUCCACUGUGACGGACGAAUCUGAGAUGUACGACAUGAUGACCCGGGGAAACCUGGGGCUCUUGGAACAGGCCAUUGCGCUGAAAGCGGAACAAGUGAAGGUGGUGAAGGAGCCUGGCCAGCAGCUGACAGGGGAGCAUGUGAAGCAUUACCAGGUUGAGGAGAAACAGAACAAAACCCUGGACUCCAUCAGGAAGAGCUACUAUAGCAAAGAUCCAUCGAGACCAGAGAAGCGUGAGAUCAAAUGCCCAACUCCAGGCUGUGAUGGAACAGGCCAUGUGACAGGGCUCUACCCUCACCAUCGCAGUUUGUCCGGCUGUCCGCACAAAGACAGGAUCCCUCCAGAGAUCCUGGCCAUGCAUGAGAAUGUAUUAAAAUGUCCAACCCCUGGGUGCACCGGACAAGGCCAUGUGAACAGUAACCGCAAUACUCACCGAAGCUUAUCCGGGUGCCCUAUUGCAGCUGCUGAAAAGCUUGCCAAAUCCCACGAAAAGCAGCAACCCUUGACGGGUGACCCUUCAAAGAAUAACUCCAAUUCUGAUCGGAUACUCAGGCCGAUGUGCUUUGUGAAGCAACUGGAGGUGCCUCAGUAUGGGAGCUACCGGCCCCAUAUGGUUCCCACCACGCCAAGGGCCAACUUGGCCAAGGAGCUGGAGAAGUACUCCAAGGUCACCUUCGAUUAUGCAAGUUUUGAUGCUCAGGUUUUUGGCAAACGCAUGCUUGCCCCAAAGAUUCAGACUAGCGAAACCUCACCUAAAGCCUUUAAAUCCAAACCUUUUCCAAAGGCCUCUUCCCCUGGCCACAGUCCCUCCAGCAGUUACGUGAAGAGCACUUCGUCUUCAUCCACAGGCUUCGACUACUCCCACGAUGCCGAAGCUGCGCAUAUGGCUGCCACUGCCAUUUUGAACCUCUCCACUCGAUGUUGGGAGAUGCCUGAGAAUCUCAGCACCAAGCAGCAAGAUCUGCCUAGCAAGUCAAUGGACAUUGAAGUGGAUGAAAACGGGACUUUGGACUUAAGCAUGAACAAGCACCGCAAACGUGAGAGCGCCUUCCCCAGCAGCAGCAGCUGCAGCAGUAGCCCCAGCAUCAAAUCCCCAGAUGUGUCCCAACGCCAAAACAGCACCAGUGCCACAAGCAGCACCAUGACCUCACCCCAGUCCAGCCACACAUCCCGGCAGGAUGAAUGGGACGGCCCCAUUGACUACACCAAACCAAACCGGCAGCGGGAAGAGGAGCCUGAAGAGUCAGAGCCUGCAAUGCGUUCUUUCGCCUCUUCUGAAGCAGAUGACCAGGAACUCCCUGAAGAAAAUUUUGAAGAAAGGAAGUAUCCUGGGGAAAUCACCUUAACCAAUUUCAAGCUUAAAUUCCUUUCCAAGGAGAUCAAGAAAGAGCUGCUUACCACUCCACGUUAUCAGCAGAACUCUUCUCCAGCACCACAUCUCAAUUGCCCAACCCCAGGCUGUGAUGGCAGCGGACACAUCACGGGGAAUUAUGCUUCUCACCGCAGCCUUUCUGGUUGCCCUCUUGCUGACAAGAGCCUCAGAAAUCUCAUGGCUGCCCACUCUGCUGACCUCAAGUGCCCAACUCCCGGCUGUGAUGGCUCCGGUCAUAUAACAGGAAAUUAUGCAUCACAUAGGAGUCUAUCAGGCUGCCCUCGUGCCAAGAAAAGUGGAAUCAAGAUUACCCCCACAAAGGAUGACAAAGAGGAUCCAGAGCUGAUGAAGUGCCCUGUUCCUGGCUGUGUUGGGCUCGGACACAUCAGUGGUAAAUAUGCCUCCCAUCGCAGUGCCUCGGGGUGCCCCCUCGCAGCCCGGAGACAGAAAGAAGGGUCUCUCAAUGGCUCCUCCUUUUCGUGGAAGUCGCUCAAGAAUGAGGGCCCAACCUGUCCAACCCCAGGUUGUGAUGGCUCAGGUCAUGCAAAUGGAAGUUUCCUCACCCACAGAAGCCUUUCAGGGUGUCCAAGAGCUACUUUUGCUGGGAAAAAAGGGAAAAUCUCAGGGGAUGAAAUUCUCAACACUAAAUUCAAGACCAGCGAUGUUCUAGAAAAUGAUGAAGAAAUUAAGCAGUUAAACAAAGAAAUUAGUGAGCUGAAUGAAUCCAACACUGAGAUGGAAGCAGCGAUGGUGAAGCUGCAGUCACAGAUCUCAAGCAUGGAGAAGAACCUCAAGAACAUUGAGGAGGAGAACAAGAUCAUUGAGGAGCAGAAUGAAGCCCUCUUCCUUGAGCUCUCAGGGCUGAGCCAGACUCUUAUCCAAAGUCUUGCCAAUAUCCGCCUUCCACACAUGGAGCCAAUCAGUGAGCAGAACUUUGAUGCAUACGUCAACACCCUUACUGACAUGUACACAAACCAAGAAUGCUACCAGAAUCCCGAGAACAAGGACCUGCUGGAAAGUAUUAAACAGGCCAUUAAAGGAAUUCAGGUCUAAGUCCAGGGAGAUUUAAAAAAGUGGGAAGAAAACCAGAAGAAAAAAAGGGGGAUGGUAAAAGAAAUAGAAAUUCAAAUUACUGGAAGAAUAUAGAGGACCUUCACCCUGCAUUUUCAGGUUUACAAGUGACAAAACUUGUCGAAUGAAUGAAUCAAAGGACCAAACCGUAACCAAGAGGCCAUUCACAAGAAGAACGAACUCAAUAUGUUUUUGUUUACUUGGUGGCAUCCCUUUGGCAGAUGGAAGGGGCUUUCUUACAACUUUUUGUCCCGUUCUACAAGAUAGGUGUUCAAAGUGGGUCUUGGAUGCAUAUGAGGAUCAAGGAUCUUCACAAGCCGAAAGGCUCCAUGGUUGAAUUAGUCCAAGGUUUAGCGCAUUCAAAGCUUUCAUCUGUAUCACAACAGACUCUACAACGCUAUGUUGCCUCUGGUCAUGUCCUCAGAUAACACAUGCAUUAUGCGACUUGUAUUGUUCGUGUGAAGCUGGAGCUGCAGACUAUGUGUCCAUCCCGGCCUGGACUGGGAUUCUUACCCCACCAAGGAUUCUGACACGUACUGGACAUAAAAACUCUUACAAGUAUUAUAGAGUAGCAUUAUUUUUUAUUUUCCAAAAGAGCAGCUCUGGAUCUCCAGUGGAAAGCGCAAUGGAAAAAAAUAAUUACAAAAGGUUCUCAGGGAAGCUUUUUUGGAGUUUGCAACUACAGUAUUCCUUUGUCCGUCUUUGAAAAAAAUUGAUAAUAGCUAUUAAUGAACAGACCAACAUUGGAACAUUUUGUAUGGAAGAAUUCUAAGUGUGUCAUGGUCCAGUGUACAUGAGUUUUGGAAAGUCCUUUUGCUGACCGUUCUGGUUCUGUUUGUCGUUGUGGUCAUCGUUGAGUAGCCGCAAAGCCUGGCAAGGCGUUAUUGCGCGAGACACGUUUAAAGUGUGAUUAGGAACAAAAAGGUGUCUAGGAAGGGUCAUUUGCUCUUCGCUAUGGACCUUUGGCUGAUACGUACAUGGUUUUGGGUUCUCAGCUUUCUUUUCUACGUUUUCGUUAAUGUUUCACAAAACUGAGUGAUCAUCAUUCUACAAAAGGAACAGUUGGGUAUAGAUCUUCCAAAGAACCACUUGCUUUUAGUUUCGGUUGUUUGUAUGUAUGUUUUGUUAACCCUUCAGUAUAUGUAGUCCGCUGUGCACUUAAAAGAACCACAGUGAAGUGAAUGUCUCUUUAAAAUGAAUUUCUUCAGCACCACCUUUACCCACAAACACAUUUGCUGGAUGUGUAAAAGGAGGUUAGAGGGGCAGGAGGAUGAUAUAAAUAUUGAUUCUGCCUCUGGGUCAUCAAAUUGUUCUAGGAAACCACCUCUAAACUUAAAGAAAAUCAACUAUUUUGAAGCUUGUCACUACCAUGCUGAGGCUAAAUGCAGGACAUAGGUUUAACACUGAGCUAAGGGAAAUGGUUGGUGGCAGUGAUGGCUGGAGGCACCCAUCUCAAAUGGGUGGUGAAUCCAAUGUGAGUGAUAGUUUGAACUUUACAAGAGGUACCCCAGGCACUGGACCUAUUUUGGGCAUGGGUUCAGGACUUUGGAUUGCUCCUUGUAGUAAAACCUAAGGCCCAUUAACGCUACAGAUUUACAGGCAGUCCCCAGGUUACGAGCAAGAUAGGGUCUGUAAGUUUGUUCUUAAGUUGAAAUUGGAAGUUGGAACAGGUAUGUUUUUUAAAUGUAACACCAACCUUUUUUUAACCUUUGGAUUGCAAGGGGAAGGGUUAACACCCCUGCGGUGUUUGUUUUGCUGCCUGUGUCCCAAUUCUGAAGAUUUCACCUCACUUUCUGUCUCUGUGAUAAUUGGAUUUUGAGAAAAUUUGACUUGUUGUGGAAACAAGGAUUGGUGCUAAAGCUUCAGUGGAGACACCUUUCCCCUAUGAUAGCUCUUUCGGGAGUCAUUUGUAAGUCGGAUAUUUGUAACUUGGUGACUGCCUGUAUAGUGCUAUUAUUCCAUUUUAACUUCUAUGGCAAAAUCCUAUGGAAUCUUGGAAUUUAUACUUUGAUGAGCCUGUGGAUUACCCUGACUAAAUGCUCCUCCCUACCAAACCCCCAGGAUUGCAUAGGAUGGCAACAUGACAGUUAAAGUGGAAUUAUAGCACUUUAAUUCUACACUAUGAAUGGAGCUGAUUCGCAGUAUCCUGGCAUGGGAUGUCUUUACUACAGUGAUGAUCAAGAGAGAGAAAAGUAUGAAAAUAUAGCCAUGAAGUAUCAGAAAAGAGACCUCGUGUCUCUCCCUUCCGCUUUCCACAUGUUCAUACCUCCUUCACACCUGUUAUUCCAGCAAAUCUUAGAGCCGGAAGAAGUGUUUGAUAAAAUUCAAGUGGAAAAAGUAUUAAAUAUUCUGCAAGGGUUCUUAAAAUAUAUAUUUUUGGUGCUGAAAGGUCAUUUCUUAUGGCAAUAAUUUGGUUUACAAACUAACCCCCCUGACAAAUUCUGAGGUUGCAACCUGAUGCUCAUUUCACAUGGGGAUAUGGCCCACUUAACUCAAUGGGACUUCCUUCCAUGAAAAUAAAAGAAAAUGUGUAAAUGUUUUUUCUAGCCAGGUUAGGAUAGUUGGUCAGGUCAGGUUUUGCCCUGUAAACACAACAUGGAGCCUUGGUUUCACUGAAAAUUAAUAAAACUUGUUGAUUCUGUGGGAACAAGCGCCCAAGAGCCCCUUGUGCGCAACUUUGUGCACUGAAUGUGCCACUUAUACCCUUCAAGAUGUUGCUCUUCACAUAAAAAUGGCAGAGUUAGAAAUGACUGAAAGGGCCAUUGAAUCCAACCCACUGCCAAACACACAACUAAAGCACUCCCAAAAGACGGUUAUCCAACUUUGGUUGAAAAAUAUGAGAGUCCAUCACCCUCCGAGACAGUCUCUUCCAUUCCCAAACAGUUCUUACAAGCAAGGUAUUCUUCCUAAAGUUUAGGUAGGAUCUCUUUUCUUGUAAUUUGAACCCAUUGGUUCAUGGUCUAGUCUCUGGAGAAGUAGAGAACAAGUUUGCUCCAUCUUCUCCAUGGCAUCCCUUCAGAUUUUAAAGAUGGCUAUCACAUCACCUUUCAACUUCUCUUCUCCAAGCUGGAGAUACCCCAGGUCCUAAGCCAUUCUUCAUAGGGAUUUCCACUCCUUUGGAUAUGUUCUGCCUUGGCAAUAUCUUUCAUGAACUGUUUUGCCCAGAGCUGGACACAAAAUCCAAGGUGAUGUCUGACCAAAGCUGAUUAGAGUGGCUUUUCUUGAUCUAGAAACUACGCUCCCAUUGAUACAGCCUAGAAUUCCAUUGGCUUUUUCAGCCACUUCAUCACAGUAUUGGCUCAUGUUUGUGAAUGACUAGAUUUUUCUCACUGGGUUUCUCCAUCAUCACAAAUGUCUUUUGGGGCAAUACAAGGGGCUUACAGUGGAAAGUUAAGAAACCUUGGUCUAAGGAAAGGAAGAUUGCACACUGAGAUUGUAUUUGAAGUUGAAAUGUUGGGUUUCUCAGAAGGGUUUCAUCCUGAGGCUUUGUUUUAAAAUGUGUCAACUUUUGAUCCUCUCUUGUUCUGUUUCCUCAUUUUUACAGCCAGAAGAGAGGAGUGAGAAAUGUAGAAUGAAUUUUCUGGCCAAUGGGAGUUUUAUAUUCAUGUGAAAACCUUGCCUGAAGCAACAACCAUAGAGAGCCUCCAUGUGAAAAAAAAUGCCUUAAAAGCCUAAUCCUGCAUAUACUUAGGCUAUAAAUGGGAGGAAAGGUUUUGGAAGUCAAUGGAAAGGGCCCAACAAGUAAGGAGCAAGUGAGGGGGCAAAUGAAGCACAUGGGUGACUUUACUCAAAUGCCUAGUUCUGUGGUAGAUAUAAAAACCACAGCACUACUCAUUGGAGUAAACAGGUUUGUGUGCCCAAAAUGAUGAAAAUGAUGGGCUCUUUGGCUUGGCAGAUAGAUACAACCUGUGGAAAGUGCAAAGAAGAAAGCAAAGGAAGGGGGAGAAAAGAUUGAAACGAAGUAUUUAAAAAUGAAAUGCUUUCAAUGUGUAAAUAGAGUCCAACUUGGUGAUAAUUGCAGAUCAGUUAGUAUUUAAGAGUAGAGAAAUUGCACUUCCUUAAAAGAAAAAGAAGGGUCGUGGGGGGGAGUAGUUAGCUGAAUUAUCCUGUAAAUUAUUUGAGGGUGCAUUCAAAUGCACAUACUUUUGCGUGGUGGAACCGCUAUAGAAAUGCACUCACUGUGUUUUUUCUCUGUCCGCACAGUCUUUUCCCCAGGAUCAAUCAAGCUAAGGGGAAAGCAGUCUCUUCCCUUUGGCAAAAUAGACCCAGAAUCUGUACCGACACAAAUUUAAUUCCCCAAAGCAGUUUUCCAACUUUCAACAAAUGGGGUGCCUUUUCUUUUUCCUAUUCAAACACAGAUCAAAUGACCAAAAAAAUCCAAGUAGAUCAACAUGGAAAGCCAAUAAGCAUUUGGUUCAGGUUCACAACCUAUUUAAAAGCACUGGAAAGAAUUUUGUGGGGGAAACACAGUGAGUCCUCUUUCUGUGCGUGCACACCCUAAUUGGGGGAAAAUGUAUGUAAUUUAUAUUCGCCACACCUUACGUUUCGGUUUCUUUACCUAUUUAUUGAAUCUUGUUUUAUUUAUUAAAUUUAUAUUUCUGUUUAAAAACUGGACACAUCACAUCAUGAGAUAGGAAAGGAGACAAAAAAAAUCCCAAAAGUAAUAGGAAAUUUUUGAUCAAUAAAGCAUUAAUAAUCCCUCUAAAGAAGGAAAGAAAGGAAAUAAAAAAUCUAACUCACGCGUGUAGUUUUGAUGCAACCAAGUUAUUUUUUAUAUAUUUUUGUUAUUUAUUCUUUUACCAAUGGGAAUUUUUUUAAAGAUAUUUUAUAACUGAAGUGCUUUUUUAAAUGAAAAAAAAAUAAUGUUUUUUGUUUGCUUUUGUUUCGGGUGGGGGCAAAAUGCAGAAAGGGAGAA
Molecule: messenger RNA, 9241 nt
Organism: Anolis carolinensis (green anole)
Lineage: Eukaryota; Metazoa; Chordata; Lepidosauria; Squamata; Anolidae
Gene: myt1
Product: myelin transcription factor 1
Exons: 24
Coding region: 874-4308 (1144 amino acids)
Biological process (GO): regulation of transcription by RNA polymerase II
Cellular component (GO): nucleus
Molecular function (GO): RNA polymerase II cis-regulatory region sequence-specific DNA binding; DNA-binding transcription factor activity, RNA polymerase II-specific; zinc ion binding
Source: RefSeq, a predicted model, not a curated record